UAGGCUUUGCUGAGCUUUGCAGCAUUCCGACUGUAUGGUUCUCGGGUCGUGCGCUCGUCGUAAUUCGAGAAAGCAAGAAUCACAUCCGGAGCUGGUCAAGCAAGACAGACGUCCAGUCUCACUUUGGCAGAAUCGCAGGUUGAAGAGUAUCUGGCCUGCUCAAGCAGAAGAAGCAGAAAACUUUCAGACACAAGUAUGGCCGCACUGCUUCUUCUCGUCUCUGUUUUGAUUUCACGUCUUGGAGCAUGUCAGCAACAGCACAAUUGGGCACAAUACGUCAAUCCAUUCAUUGGUGGCGAGGGCGUCAUCCCAGGCCUCGCGUACGGCGGCGGCGAUAUUUUCGUUGGCGCUUCUCGCCCUUUCAGUCUUGCCAAGGUCGGAAUCGACACUUACGAGCCCAAUAUCUCCUUUGCUUCCAUCAAUGGCGGCUGGACACCUCAAGGCAUUGUUACGGGCAUCAGUAUGAUGCAUGUAAGCGGAACGGGUGGAGCGCCGAAGUACGGGAUUAUUUCGCAGAUGCCAUUGACAAGUCUAGAGGAAGAUGUCAAUUUGCUUGAUAAUACGACUUAUUGGCAAAAGAGAGUCAACGGGAGUGAGAGCGCGAGUGUGGGAUUUUACGGCACGACGUUGGAGAAUGGAGUGAGACUGGAGGUUGCUAGUGGUAGGAGGAGUGGAUUACUCCAAUACGGAUUCCCGAGAAACUUACAAGAGCAGCACGUUCUGGUUGACGUCUCUCACUUGUUACCAGAGUUACAAGGAAGAAAUACUGGACAAUUCUACGCUGGAGGCUCAUUUUCAUUGGAAGAUGGCGGGAGGCGGUAUUUUGGUUGGGGAUCCUACGGGGGAGGCUUCAGCAACAGUGCUCCAGCCACGACGUACUUUUGCGGUGAGUUCGAUCAGACUCCGGCCCAGGCAAGGACUUUUCGAGGAAGGAACACGAUGCCUGUCAUGAGGCAGCAUACAUUAGCGAAUGAGCCGAUCCCUUAUCCAACCUUUCGGAACAGGACGAAAGAGGAGUCGGGACCGCUGACGGAUCGUGUUGGAGCGAUCUUCUCGUGGUCCAUAGAAUCCUCCAAUGUCAUCAAGUCGAGGAUUGGAAUAUCCUUCAUGUCGGCGGAACAGGCUUGUUCGAACAAGGAUGAAGAAAUCGAGAGCUGGGAACUGCAGGAUCUGGUCGACGAGGCUGUAGAAGAGUGGAAUCGCGAUGUGUUCAGCAGGAUACAGGUUCCAGUGGAUGAGUCUCAGAACCGGACGGAUCUCGCUCUGUUAUAUUCGAACAUGUACUUCGCCCAUUUGAUGCCAUCUGAUCGACGUGGCGAAAAUCCUUUAUCGGAAGCAGAGGACCAUUGGGAUGAUUUCUAUACGGCUUGGGACAUCUUUCGAUGUACCACUUCACUGUACCAUCUGAUUCAACCCGAGAGGUAUCAGAGUAUGAUACGUGCGCUGAUCGAUAUCUGGAAGAUUGAAGGAUACUUGCCUGACGGUCGCAGUGGGGAGUACAACGGUCUGGUCCAGGGAGGGUCGAAUGCCGACAACAUACUUGCGGACGCAUACGUGAAGAACUUGCCCGACAUCAACUGGAAAGAAGCCUACCAGGCAAUGGUCAAAGACGCCGAAGUGAUGCCGUUCAACGAUUUCUCAUAUCGAGCUCAGGAUGCAAGUAAUGAACACGGCCGAGGAGCGCUCGACGACUGGCUGGAGCUAGGCUAUGUCUCGGUCGAUCAUUACUCUCGCAUGAUAUCGCGAACGAUCGAGUACUCCCUCAACGACUUCAGCCUCUCCCAAGUCGCCCGGGGCAUCGCCCCCGACGAUGUCACCAAAUACCUCAACCGUAGCUCCAACUGGCAGAAUAUUUGGGCCCACAAUCUUACCCACAAAUCAUUCACCGGCUUUCCAGCCCCUCGUCUCUCGAACGGCCAAUUCAACCUGACAGACUACAAUCCCGCCAAGUGCGGCGACUGCUCCUGGAAAAGCCUCACAUACGAAGCCACGCCAUUUGAGUACGCUUUUACUGUUCCACAGGAAAUGUCAACUCUCAUCGAGUUCAUGGGCGGGCCCUCAGAAUUCGAACGCCGCCUAGAAUAUAUCUUCGAUCCCACCAGUGGAGAAGAAGACCUGGGAGCGAACGGAGCCGGCAUUACGACGAUCAUGAAUAUCGGGAAUGAGCCUGAUUUUGCUACGCCAUAUGAAUUCCACUAUAUCAACAAACAAACCAAGUCAGUGAGAUACUCCCGUGAACUCGGAGAUCAAUACUUCAAGAACGCCACUUAUGGAAUCCCGGGCAACUCCGAUGCAGGUGCGAUCAAUAGCUGGAUGAUUUGGCUUAUGAUUGGAAUGUACCCUGUGGUCACGCAGCCGGUGUAUCUGAUUGGGAGUCCUUGGUUCAGCGAUAUCAAUAUUACUGUGAAUGUUGACAAGACAUUGAGGGUGAAAGCGGAGACUUUGGACAACGCAGAGAGAUAUUUCGUGAAGAAGGUGAAGAUCAAUGGGCAAGAAUGGGAGAAGAACUGGUUUAAGCAUGACGAUUUGAUGGUUGAGGGAGGUGUGAUUGAGUUUGAGAUGGGGAGUGAAAUGGUGGAGUGGGAGAAAGGUGUGGUACCGCCUAGCCCAGGGCAUGUUGAGAGGGAGAGGGUGAAGUAGGCAGAACUUUGUGAGCACGUCAUCUCGAUCGAGAGGGCUCCUGGAUGCUCACACACAGGCUAUAGACUCCAAGUGCUGGCCGCAGA
Cercospora beticola is the source of this 2726-nucleotide messenger RNA. Its product is annotated as GH92 family glycosyl hydrolase. Gene Ontology annotation, cellular component: cytosol; nucleus. NCBI's taxonomy places the organism in Eukaryota, Fungi, Ascomycota, Dothideomycetes, Mycosphaerellales, Mycosphaerellaceae. The record is from RefSeq and is a predicted model, not a curated record. Gene Ontology annotation, molecular function: carbohydrate binding; peptide-N4-(N-acetyl-beta-glucosaminyl)asparagine amidase activity. Gene Ontology annotation, biological process: protein deglycosylation; carbohydrate metabolic process; protein quality control for misfolded or incompletely synthesized proteins.